Molecule: messenger RNA, 3298 nt
Organism: Argiope bruennichi
Lineage: Eukaryota; Metazoa; Arthropoda; Arachnida; Araneae; Araneidae
Product: tolloid-like protein 1
Exons: 10
Coding region: 47-1714 (555 amino acids)
Molecular function (GO): serine-type endopeptidase activity
Source: RefSeq, a predicted model, not a curated record
AAAUCGUUUGAUCAUUUGCACUGCUGGAGAGUGGAAAUGCUAAACAAUGAAGUCUCUACUUCUGUGCGGGAUUUUAGGAUUUCUUUUUUUCGAAGAUGUGUUGUCUUUGGGAUAUACUACGCAAAGUACACAGGCACCGACAACAGAAACAAAUCCAAAAGUUUGUAAACAGACGGUUUCAGAACAGUAUGGUCUUAUUCAUUCUCCUAAUUUCCCGGAUAAAUAUCCCCGAUACUCUCGUUGCCAGUACUUGGUGGAGAAGUACUCGCCGGAUGCCUGCGACGUCAAGCUGACCAUCCACUCCUUCGAGGUGACCCGCAUGGCCUUCACUAAUUGCUCGGAGGACUUCCUCGAGAUACAGGAUGGCACCAAAAAGUACAGGAUAUGCGGGGAUCUACCCAGAGGAACCAAGAAAUUCGUAUCUUUUCCACCCGAUUCCGACAAAUUGGAGUUCAAUUUCCGAAGCACGUUUCACCAAAAGAAAGGAUUCGAAAUACAAGUGAAACAAUUACCUUUUUCUUGCCGCAAAAAAGUCACUACGACACCAGCAACUACGAGGGCCAUCGCUUCAUGCGCUCGGACGGUGACUGGCCGUCAGGGUUCCCUCCGGUUUCCCGACGGAGAAGACGGUCCUGCCGACGGAUGUGUCUACACCAUCCGACGCUCAGAGCCGAGGGCGUGCCUUCUGCAACUGGACUUCACCACUUUCGAGGUUACGCAGUCUUCCGGAUGCAGCCAGGACCACCUGCUGCUGCCGGAUGGUCAAAAAUUAUGCGGAGUUUUAGGAGGAAAUAGAAAAUAUAUCCAGUUUCCUUCUUCGACGGAUGAGCUCGUUAUAACUUCAGUGGGUUCUAACAACACCUUCAACAUUCAAGUGACUCAACUUCCGGGACCCUGCGACCUAAGCACAGUUUCUAAUUUUACAGAGAGAACGCUCCACCAAUGUGACCAAACCUUCAGAAGUCCAACUGCAACUCUGAUUUCUCCCGGAUAUCCAAACUCCUUCGGUCCCAAUUACAGAUGCGUAUAUACGGUCUACCGACCCGAUAUAUCUGUUUGCAGCCUGGAACUGGAGUUCGAGGAGUUCGAUUUGGGGAAGCACAAUCCUGCUAGCUGUGACCAUGGAGCAUAUCUGGAGUUACCUGGGAGGAACAGACUAUGCCACGAUAUAGAAGGAAAGAUGAUUGUGCACGUGCCUGAAUUCAAGGAUCCAGUUGUUUUCGAAUUUGUGAGUGACAGUCUGACUUCCGGUAAGGGAUUCCGCAUCCAGCUGCAACACUUACCUAACACCUGCACGGGAUUUGGAAGUCAUAUUCCCAAGUCCCUUCCCCGCUGUUAUCAAGAGGUGUCCUACUACACCGGUUGGUUCAGCCCCUCGCCGUUAGUGGCGACGUGCGAGCUGCUGGUGCGCAGGGCUGACCCCACCGUCUGUAAGGUAAUGUUGCAGGUGACGGCCAGAAACUUCAUAUCCGUGCCCUGUUCCUACAAUUACAUAGAACUGCCAGACGGAAUCAGAAUGUGCAUCGCAGUGACAGAGAGAAGAGAAGCUGAGUUCGAAGAAGGAUAUAAUUUUAUGAUUUUAAACUAUGUCAACUGGCACAAUCCGGAAUUCAAUUUGAUAGUGGACCAGAUACCAAACUCUUGUAGGACGCAGCGCACAGAUCUCAUGACUUCUCCUAGUACGGGAUGGACUUGGAAAGUUAUGCCUCGAUAGAACUCUAGAAUGAGCAAAUUUCAAGCAAAAGACUUUGCAUCACUCUUUUGGAUUAUCUUUUACUGCUCCUUACAUGAUGGACAUGAGCAAAUAGAAUUUAAAUUAUGAGUUGUUACAUUGAGAUUGUUGUUACAUUGAGAUGGUGCAUGGUUUCGAAUACACAUUUCCUUUUUCAAUCAUAGACUUUAGAGCAGAGAUGACUUAAACUCUAUAUGGGCUCUUAGACUAUGAAAAUUUCUUCUUAUGCUUCUCCAAAAUUUUGUAAAUUAGAUAUCUUUUAUAGAUUUUAAUUUAAUCAAAGUUCAAGCAAUUAAAAAGUUACAAUUAUCAUGAUGAAUUAAAAUAACAAAACAUUUAAUUACAAAUCAAUUUCAGAAGAAUUACUUUCAGCAACUCUAAAAUUAAAAUUAAAAAGCAUUGAAAUUAAAAGUAAUUUCAAGCAAAACUGCAAAUCUUUUUUAACAAAUCAAAACACGCUAAUGCAAAUUCUGUCAAAAUUGAUCACUUGCGAAUUUAGUUAGUCAAGCUGAGAAAAAAAAUAAUAAGCCUGAACUGAAAGUGAAAUAAAUAAUAAUAUCGAACUGUAAGUGAGUUGGAAAACAGGAAAAUAUUCUUAAGGACAUGAGAACACGAAAUGUAAUUAAUUCCUGAUUUUCAUAUGAAUAAGUUCGAGUAUACAGUCUUAAUAAAUCAUAUGAAACAACCGAUUUAGAUUAGGCUGAAAAACCGAAAAAAAAAUCUCUAGGCCUUGAGAAACCCUAAGUUGCAUUUGCCCUAAGGAAAUUGCCUGUGUUUAACCAUUUGUUAAUCCAAUUCUAGCUGUGGAUAGCAGCUAUACACGAAUAUAUUCUGCCAUUGAUAUUGUUUUUAUAACACAAAGUCGUCAAAUAAUUGAAAGCGGAUCAAGUGCAGCAAAUCAAUCGCUCUGUAUCUCUGUUUAAAUAUUUUCAAUAUUAUUAGCAAUGAGAAGCAAAGGAGCUAAACUUGUCAUGAAUUUCUCAGGAAGUUUUGCCUUUUUCCGAAGAAAAUGACAUUAGAACAUUUAAUCUUCUUGUUGCUGUCUUUUUAAUUUAACGUUAUUAUCAUUAUAUAACUGACGGAAGUUGUUGCUGAUUCCUGUAUGAAAAUAAUGAUGGGAACGCGGUCAGUUUCGAUGAAAGAUAAUUGAUAUUAGUUAGCGAUUUCCCACAAGUCAUCAUGUUCUUUUUCUUCAUUCAUUCUUUCUUAAAAUGAAAGAAUGAAUGAUUUACAUAAUAAUAACAGAACUAAAAAAUUCGAUAAAAAUAUAGAGACACUGUAAAUGACAUAAUAUCAUAUUAUUCUUAUAAGAAAAAUUUAUACUGAUUGAAUCUUAUGAACUUAUUGAACCAACGAAUUUCUUGCUAUUAAUCUUAAAAUAAAACUUAAUCUAAAAAUUUGUAUUUAUUAAAUAUUAUAACGUAUUGUUGUACAUGGAAAACAAUGCAUGAAUUUAGAACAAAUGUAUUUUUAAUGUUGAGAAUGAAUGUCAUUUUAUACAUAAUAGUCAAAUAUUUAUUGCAUUUCCAUUGUAAAGCAUCGAUAGGAAGGGAAACUCUUGUAUAU